Messenger RNA from Cyprinus carpio (common carp), 1953 nucleotides. It is a transcript of the gene pip4p2, whose product is annotated as phosphatidylinositol-4,5-bisphosphate 4-phosphatase 2. Lineage: Eukaryota; Metazoa; Chordata; Actinopteri; Cypriniformes; Cyprinidae. Gene Ontology annotation, cellular component: plasma membrane; lysosomal membrane; late endosome membrane. Gene Ontology annotation, molecular function: phosphatidylinositol-4,5-bisphosphate 4-phosphatase activity. The record is from RefSeq and is a predicted model, not a curated record. Gene Ontology annotation, biological process: phosphatidylinositol dephosphorylation.
UAAGGAGGGAGGGACGGAGAUCCCGUCCGGUCCAGCAGUGAUUUCUCAUCCUCCCGCUUACGUCUUUGACUCCGCCUCUCCACUGCCCUGCAUUGAGCUCAGAGUCUCAGUGCCCCUCUCCUGUUACUCCGUGCUGAUCUACUGAUACGAUGGCUUCCGAUGGUAUGGAUGAACGAUCCCCGCUGUUGUCAGCACCGAACUCGGGGAAUGUCACGCCCACCGCUUCGCCGUACCUGCAGGACUCGAGCCCGAGAGCUGAAUUACCUCCACCCUACACAGCCAUCGCCAGUCCAGAUGCAAGAGGAGUUCCUGUCAUUAACUGUCGAGUGUGCCAGUCACUUAUAACUCUGGAUGGCAAGCUCCAUCAGCAUGUGGUGAAGUGCACCAUCUGCAAUGAGGCCACGCCUAUAAAAAAUCCACCAACAGGAAAGAAGUAUGUUAGAUGUCCUUGCAACUGCCUGCUAAUCUGUAAAGAUACGUCUAGGAGGAUAGGAUGCCCUCGGCCCAACUGCAGAAGGAUCAUCAACCUGAGUCCUGUGAUGGUGAUCCCAGAGGAGCAGCCCGCCCAGCCAGCUCUGCCAGUCCAGCCUGAGGGCAUGCGUGUGGUCUGCGGCCACUGCGGCAACACAUUCCUUGGCAGCGAUGAUGAUGAUGAUGAUGAUGAGUGCUCCCAGUCUUCCUCAGGCCUGGCUUUUCGCGGCCCCUCUGAUCUUUUCAAGUGGAUGGAGCUACGAUUCAAUACACUGGCCAAGUGCCCGCAUUGCAAAAAAAUAUCCUCUGUAGGCAGUGCUCUACCCAGAAGGCGCUGCUGUGCCUACAUUACAGUAGGAAUGAUCUGCAUUUUCAUCGGUAUUGGUUUAACGGUGGGCACUCAGGACUUUGCCAGGCGUUACCAUGCUACUUACGUGUCUUGGGCCUUCGCAUAUCUCCUGGGUCUCAUCUGUCUGGUACGGGCCUGCUACUGGGGAGUGAUUAAAGUUAGCUAUCCAGAAAACACCUUUGCAUAGACAAAGCGUCCAUCCUUCAAGUCCUUAGUGUUUGAUUUCUCUUGAUUUGAAAAGGAUACAACUGUUACAAGAACAUCAGAAUCCAGGGGGCUUAGGUACCUGCAAAUGUUUCAGAUUGAGUUAUUGAUUAGCUCUGAUGUAACUGAUUUGAACCCACAAUAUGAUGACUUGAGGAGUUAAGGUGAAAUCGCUGAUUCUAAAACUAGAAAAAUAAUACAAAUAAUCAUGGUACACCUCUUGGAUUUGUCAUGGUGGGUGGAUAUCAAACAUAUUUUAUGUACUGCAUUUUGUUACCAACUUGACCAAAAGAGAUGAACAAUUUGUCCAUUGCACUAAGAUUUUAUGCAAUUCUUCUUUUGUGUUGCUGCUAGUCACUACAGCUGUUAGGAGCUGAGAGAUGUUAUGUGUUCAGAGAACCUGCCGGCACCCACGGUGGCACUGUCAUAUUCAGAUAUAUUUAACUGUUCUUAAAAUCCUGUGCCAACAUUUUUGUUGUUUUGUAUCCGUCUCCCUCGGAUGAAAUUUAGCAGUAUUUUCAAACCCAUUUUGGCUGCUUAAACUCACUGUGAGCAAUAACCAUGCAUUUUUGUGGCUUUAAAAGAAAAACUGCAUGUUCACAGACACCAGACCUCUAAAACAAAAAUUCUGGGGUCAAUACAAGUUAAGCUGAUUAGACAGUACUUGUGGCAUAAUAUUAAUUGAAUAACACAAAAAUUUUGACAAAAAAAAGCACUGGAAGUGAAUGGGACCAAUUCAUAAAUGUUAAAAUAUUAAAAUAUUCAGUCUUCCGUUAGUAUAAGAGCAAGAUGUAAAUAAUAUGAGAUUUUAUAUGUGAAAAAAAUUACACUACCAUUAAGAAGUUUGGGGUCAGUAAGAUUUUAAUGUAUCGGAAAGAAGUCUCUUAUGCUCACAAAGGCUGGAUUUAUUUGAUCAAAAAUACAGUAAG